CGGGAAAGUUGUAGUUAGAACCACGUGACCCAGGUUCUUCCUUUUUCCCUGGGACAAAUCUCCAUUGGCGUUGUAGAAGUUGUCAACCCUUGACUUGUGACAGCUCACCAUGUCCGGAGGUUUGGACGCUCUCGCCCUGAAGGAGGAGGAUGUGACGAAGUUCCUGGCCUGUGCCACCCACCUGGGGGCCAGCAAUGUGGACUUCCAGAUGGAGCAGUACGUCUUCAAGCGCAAGGCUGAUGGUGUUCACAUCAUCAACCUGAAGAAGACCUGGGAGAAGCUGCUGCUGGCUGCCCGGGCCGUGGCUGCCAUUGAGAACCCUGCAGAUGUCGCCAUCAUCUCCUGCAAGCCUUACGGACAGCGAGCUAUUCUGAAGUUCGCUGCCCACACCGGUGCCACGCCCAUCGCUGGCCGCUUCACCCCGGGUACCUUCACCAAUCAGAUCCAGGCUGCUUUCCGCGAGCCUCGUCUUCUCAUCGUGCUGGACCCGCGUAUGGACCACCAGCCCGUUACUGAGGCGUCGUACGUCAACAUCCCCGUCAUUGCCUUCUGUAACACUGACUCCCCCCUGCGCUACGUGGACAUCGCAAUCCCCUGCAACAACAAGGGUGUUCACUCGGUGGGUCUGAUGGUGUGGAUGUUGGCCCGUGAGAUCCUGCGCCUGCGUGGGACCAUCUCUCGUGAGGUGCCCUGGGACACCAUGGUGGAUCUGUACUUCUACCGUGAUCCUGAGGAGCUGGAGAAGGAGGAGCAGGCCGCUGCAGAGAAGGCUGCUGCUGAGGCCCAGGCACCCUACCAGCCUGACUGGACCCAGCAGGCUGACCAGGUCCAGCCAGAAAUCACUGACUGGAGUGCCGAGAUGGCAGCAGGGCCAGCACCUGGGGCUGCUGUACAGACUGGAGACUUCAUGCCACCUGCGCCAACUGACUGGGCUGCACCUACCGAGGACUGGGGAGCCACACCCGCACCACCCCAGACUGCACCUGCUGCGACACCUGGGGACUGGGGCGGCGCUCCCACCACACAGGACUGGAGCUAGACCCCAUCCAACUCGCCCUCGCUAAGGGCUAAGCUGUAACAUUGCCACCCAGGCAAAAAUACACGAAAAUAAAAGAGCCUGUCAAGAAGAAA
Branchiostoma belcheri (Belcher's lancelet) is the source of this 1131-nucleotide messenger RNA. RefSeq names its product 40S ribosomal protein SA-like. Gene Ontology annotation, biological process: cytoplasmic translation; ribosomal small subunit assembly. Gene Ontology annotation, cellular component: ribosome; cytosolic small ribosomal subunit; 90S preribosome. The transcript is spliced from 6 exons. The coding region runs from base 110 to 1039 and encodes 309 amino acids. The record is from RefSeq and is a predicted model, not a curated record. Gene Ontology annotation, molecular function: structural constituent of ribosome. Lineage: Eukaryota; Metazoa; Chordata; Leptocardii; Amphioxiformes; Branchiostomatidae.